Molecule: messenger RNA, 609 nt
Organism: Annulohypoxylon truncatum
Lineage: Eukaryota; Fungi; Ascomycota; Sordariomycetes; Xylariales; Hypoxylaceae
Exons: 1
Coding region: 1-609 (202 amino acids)
Source: RefSeq, a predicted model, not a curated record
AUGUCGCGGAAGGAGCUCCUUCGCCGGAACGAACCGGGCGGUCCUUCCAUGCCCGGCAUCACCCGAGCGCUCGCCGUCACCGGGUUAUAUCGGCAUCGUCAUAGCGUGACCGACGACGCCCAUCCUCACCGCUUCUUUCCUGCAAACAUCACAAGCAUCGGUCAUGAGGUAAGGGGUGACUCUCAUCCAACACGUAGCGCGAUGCACGAUGCGUCAGAAAGCCCCAUCCCGACACAUUCCCCCGAAGAAAAAACUUCCACCCGCGCAAGGUCCGGGAGAUCUCAGAUGGGGGAUUGGAAAGUCUCGGCAUGCUUCUUCCGAGAUCUCGUCGUGGCAUCUUCUCAUGUGCGCAUCCUCGACAAACAAAACAACACGAUUAAUCCCGGCGGCAAAAAAAACCGUCGACUGCUUCCCCUCUGCGUCAUACCCAUCCCCACAUCCACAUGUCAAUCCCGCGAUGAAAGCCCCUUCCUCUCGCUCUUUCUCCCACCUAGCCCCCCACCUCAUCUACCGAUCCACGAAGACGAAGACCUAGACGUCGGACUCAGGGCCACCGUGACCCUCGUCGUAAUUAGGAAAACGAAGGCAAAUCUAGCUUCGCGCUCUUAG